Erigeron canadensis is the source of this 592-nucleotide messenger RNA. RefSeq names its product thioredoxin H2-like. NCBI's taxonomy places the organism in Eukaryota, Viridiplantae, Streptophyta, Magnoliopsida, Asterales, Asteraceae. Bases 73 to 495 code for a protein of 140 amino acids. The record is from RefSeq and is a predicted model, not a curated record. Gene Ontology annotation, molecular function: protein-disulfide reductase activity. The transcript has 2 exons.
AAGUAUCAAAAAGAAAAUAAAAAAAAUCUCUAGUAAAUCUCGCUAGCAAUAGUAGAAAAAAAAAGAAAGAAAAUGGGAUCGAUUCUAUCAGCUUUAGUCGGAACCGGAGAACAACCACCGAUGGACGGCGGCGCCGAAACAGAAGCAUCACGCGUGAUAGAAUUCCAUUCAUCAAACAGAUGGCAACUUCAUUAUAAUCAGUCAAAACAAUCACCUAAAUUAAUGGUUGUUGAUUUCUCAGCGUCAUGGUGUGGUCCUUGUAAGAUGUUAGAGCCUUUUAUUCGCUCUCUUGCUUCUAAGUAUCCAGAAAUUGAUUUUAUUAAAAUUGAUGUUGAUCAAUUACAGGAUGUGGCACAAGAAUUCGGGGUGCAGGCGAUGCCGACAAUUGUAUUGUUGAAACAAGGAAAGGAGCUGGAAAGGGUUAUUGGUGCAAAGAAAGAUGAGUUGGAGAAAAAGAUCAUCAAGAAUAGGGAAGCUCCUAAAUUUGCUGCUUAAUUAUUCUGGUAUUAUGUCUAUUUUGUGCAAUUGGAAUCAGAAUUGUAUCAAAUAAGGUGAUCUUUUAAUAUGAUUUUAUUGAAUGUUUUUCUAACUA